Messenger RNA from Chelonoidis abingdonii (Abingdon island giant tortoise), 724 nucleotides. RefSeq lists its product as uncharacterized. NCBI's taxonomy places the organism in Eukaryota, Metazoa, Chordata, Testudines, Testudinidae. Gene Ontology annotation, biological process: T cell activation. Gene Ontology annotation, cellular component: membrane; external side of plasma membrane. The record is from RefSeq and is a predicted model, not a curated record.
GAGAUGCUGCAGCGCAGUUACCCGAAAGCAGAAGUCUGGGGCACGGGGCCAGCCAUGGGGCUGCUGCUCCGUAGCCUCCUGCUGUUGGCUCCAGGGGGUCUGCGGUUCUCCUCCGGCCAGGUGCAGCUGGAGGGCUUGGUGGGUGAGUCCGUGUAUUUCCCCGCCCUGCGCCCCGUGGCCAGAGACAUCGUCCGUGUCCUGUGGUUUUCAGAAAGGCAGGGCACUCACAUCGCAGAGGCCAAACCCCAGGGCCAGGCGUUCAACGUCAAUUUCUUACCCAACUUCAGCAACCGGCUGGCGAUCCACGCCGGGAACCUCUCCCUGGAGAUCUGUGAUCUGCGGCUGGAAGAUCAGGGGCUGUACCGCGCCGUUGUGGAUAUUGCCUCAGACCCUACCAAGCCCAGGGCAUUCUCCUAUGAGCUGUCAGUGCGAGAACGUGGGCAGGAAGGAGACAGGGGCAAAGGAGGAACCACGGAUCGGCCAGGAGGCGGAGAACGGAGGACAUCGACGGGCCCCCCAGCAGAAGGAGUGCCUGUGACCACAAGCGGGAGGACAACGCUGGCGGGAGGGGAUGGGGGAGGGCAGGAGAGCGGUGAGAGCCAGGGAUCGUGCCACUGCACGCUGAAGGGUUAUGUCAUCGCGGCCGUCUAUGUGCCCCUCUGUGCCAUGGUAGCUAUCGUCCACGUGAAGACGAGGGGCUGACGGAAGAGCCGGGGUCCCUGGG